Nylanderia fulva is the source of this 2484-nucleotide messenger RNA. RefSeq lists its product as uncharacterized. The record is from RefSeq and is a predicted model, not a curated record. Lineage: Eukaryota; Metazoa; Arthropoda; Insecta; Hymenoptera; Formicidae.
GUCUCCGCAGUGAGCGUCGCGACGCCUCCGCGGAGGGUAUAUCUCGCGCGCGAUCCGCAACGACAGGUGAUCGCGCCGGUGAACGCACGAGGCGUCCCGUCUUCUCUCCCUCGCGCGUCUAUUACGGUGUGCAGUGACGGUAGGAGUUGUUUCGCCUUUAUCGAGCCGCAAGCCACCUGGACGGGAGGAAGGGCGGCGCGAGAGACCCCGCGUGUAUCCAGCACCUAACCGUGGAAGAGCUGCAGCUGCGUUUCGAUCCGCCCGGAAGAGGAGCUCUUUCUCUCUCUUCGGAUGACCUGGAGCGACCAGAUACGACACGCAAAAAAAAAAAAAUGGCAGAGGCGCAGCAUCGUCGUUCGGCUAUCGGGGACUAAUCCACGGUCAUAAAGGAAGUCUGGAGGAUAAAACCGUGAGAGAGUGGCAAUAUUUCGCGAACAAGAAUACGUGAACGUAAUACAGAAACGGAUGGUCUGGGCGCGCAGUGAACGGUAAAAUCGAAGCAAAAUUAACGGCGCCACGAAUGAGCACGGAAGAAUAUGAGACCGUCGUGCGAGAGCCUGUUCGAUCGACGAGAAUUAAUUUUCCUUCCGGUCAUUGGGUCGCAGCGAAAUGACCGAGCUCAAUCAAGAUUAAUCGUGUCUUCAUGAGGGAGCGCGGAUCUUCCAUUAAUCGCUCGAUCAGCGAACAACAAGCGAUCCUUCCUUGUUGCGAUCCAUGAACGCGUGCGAGAGACACGCCGAGGUAAGAAGACAAGCCGCAUCGGGCAAACUUCCCAUCCGGUCGGUCGAGAGGAAGACGAGAACGAGCAGAUAGUACCGACUCUCGCCAAAUGUUUCGCUCUCUACACCAAUUUUUCCGAAAUCCCACUUGAGAAACGCAACGUAGAAUUUUUCCCCGGGUAUCGACAACCGGGGCAAAUCGAGGUAACGAAGAGUAAGUCUCGGAUAUCAUCUAAAAUCCGGGGAUAUAGCGUCAUCCGACAAUUCCCGUCACUCAUCGUCUCUCCCAGAUUCUUCAUCGUCCUGAUAAAAAUGCGUGUCGAGGUUCGCGAGAUCCCUCGAUAUAAUUUGGUGAAACUCGUAAAUGGAUAAAACAAAUCGUGAAAUGGAAUUUUUGAAUCGACGAGGUAUCGAAUGAGGUCGAUUGAAGAAUUGAGGGAUCGAUAAGACGCGGCAACGGUGAUAAAUCGCAUUCAUUCGUGCAACUCUUCAAUCUCUAUAUUAGUAGAAGUGCGCGCAACUGCGGGAGUGAUAAAAUACACAGUGCGGUGAACCGUAAAGCUGGUCCGGCAAAUUCCGAAGAGACGCUGACCCCGACGUGCUCGACGCGAGGGAAUUCAAUCGCGAAAUGGACCGCGCGAUAUUUGAAUACUUCUGUGAAUUGUAGCGCCCGGAGCUCGAGUUUAAUGAAACGCCCACGAGCCCCGGAGUGAAUAUCGUAAUCGCGGACGGAGUCCAUUUCCGGAUAUAUAUAUAUAUAUAUACCAAUACCGAUGUUCGUUCGCGCGUCUCCCGGAACUCGGACAGAUUGCGAGAGAGCUUCGGAGAUCUCUCUUUUCUACGAAGAGAAGGAAUCGGGCGAGUUCGCGCGUAAUAUCAUUCGUUCCGGGACCGCUUGAGAAGAUGGAUCACGUGCACGUGAAGUCGAGGUCGGCCUCGAAGAGCAACCCGACGAAGAUGGCCUGCGAGAAAGCGUCGAGGCGUCUCAGGACGAUCUUCGUGAGGGCGUCUCGCCUAGGAAUCUCCGGCGCGGAGGUCGCCAGGUUACCGGCGGCCAAGAAACUCAUCCCGCAAAGGGAUCACGGUUGGAAACUGGCGGUGUUCCUUCUGCUCAUGUUCGGGGGCGGAGUCAUCGUCGCCUUAGUCUGCACCGCCAGGAAAGGAUGUUCGAAACUGGAGGAUAUCAGCUUGGCGACCUAGCUAUCGCGGCUCGUCAUUCCUCGGGGACCGAUAGCGACGGCGACGACGACGAUGAAGAAUCGUUCGAACGCAAAGUCCACCAUGUGCCAACGCGAAUGCAGCUGGCGGAACAACCCGGAUCCCGGGGCGAAUUAUUCAGACAACUUGGAGAACACCGUUUCAAGACGGCGGCACAUCACGCUCAAACGCUUUCGGUCGUCGCCCGAUGGUGUCGUGCUAAGAGACAACAGUGUAUUGACGAUACUGAUUCGAGCGUGUGCCUGAUCGCGUUGACUUGACAAGGGUAUAGUGAUACGGCACUGAAUUUUUUUACAGGUAAUCAGAGGGAUAAGUGGUUGUGUGAAUUUUGAUUGAGUUUGGAAUGUUGGGAUGUGAGUGAUGCAAUUUGUAUUUUGGAUCGAGAGAAUACGAGGCUUCACAUGUACAUGCUUGACGCGUUUCCCAGAGAUUUGAUUAGAUUAGGAAAUAUUUAAUGCGCUUAAAAAAACAAGAAACAAAUCUGUUUAUUAUCGAAAAAUUUGAUUGUUAAUUUUUCUUAUAUUAUACAAGAUGUAUCUAAAUAAAU